AUGAAGAUCACAGUGAUGACACCCGACGAGCAGUUUAUCACAUUAGACGUCGAUGCCGACGAAUCGGUAUGAUUACCCCUUAAUUUGACUGUUGAGGAUUCAUUGGUUUUCAUGCGCCGAAUUUGGUUGUUUCUCCGGAGCUUGGUUUCUGGUUUACUCAGGUUAAUGUUUUCUCGUCGUGAGAUUAAUGUAUCCUCUUAUACAGGUCGAGAAUGUCAAAGCUCUGCUCGAGGUAGAGGUGAGACCCCGGCAACUUUUUGGGCCUCCUUUUUUCACUAAUAUUUUUCUGUGGCCUAAGUAUUUUUUGAACUGCAGACGGGGGUAUCAACUCAACAACAGCAGUUGCAUUUCAGUGGAAAAGAGAUGAGGAACUCCGAUUCCCUCAGCACAAUUGGAGUGAAAGAGGGGGACUUGCUGAUGAUGCUUUCUUUGGCUUCUUCUCGGUACUUAAUCUUCUAUACGUACUUUUUUAUCCCUUCUUAUGAUGUAUAUGACCUGGUUAACUUGAAAUAUCUGAUAUCAUUCAUUGGAAAUAAUUCUAUUCAUUAAUUUGUAAUCGAGGAUGCUUGGCCAUGGUUUACAAUGGUCGGCUUCUUGUAUGAGGCAUGCUAUGUUGGAAUAUGUCGAUAAUUAGGAUAAUAAACGGAGUCUUAAUAUUUUCCCCUGUGGGACACUUUGUAGGAGAACUAAACUGCGAGGAUAUGUAUACCAGAGCUUUCGAAGAGAAGCGUGAGGAACUUUGGAUGAUUCAAUUUAGUUGGUUUUCCAGGUUUUCUGUUUGAUCAAGCUUCAUCUAACGUAGGGAUUAAAUUCAAAAGAAUAAGACUUUGGGUUGUUAAGGUUCAUCAUCUUGUAAGGAUGAAGAGAGGCUUGCUAUGUCAGAGUAGGAGCUUGCUGUGUCCCAUUGUCCUGGCUCUCUUCGUUGAGUGGUAUGAAGAGAAAGGCUGGCAGCAGGGCUUGGCUAUUGCUUAAGCUUGAACUAUUCAUAAACCUUGGGUGGUGGGCCAUGACUUUUCAGCCAUCCAGCCCUUUAAGGAUGCGGUGAUUAACAUUAACUGCCAUGGUUGCAGGAGUAUGUGUGACAGUUGUGAUCUCUUUAGUUUGUCUGCACCCACAUAAUGUGUUGCUGUGUUGGGGGAAGAUGAAAAACUGAUGUUGAUUGAACCUGGCAUGGCUGAUGGUGAUAGUGUGGGACUGAGUUGAAAUUUGUAGUGCAGAACUAUACUUUACAAACUAAAAAAGCUCGCUGAUAGUCUAGAUGGGUCUCAUGCUAAGUGUUCUGAAUUUAUUUUUUUCCGCUGCCUGCAUGAUCCAGAGGGAGCUGGAGUUCAAAUAAAUAGGUAGACUAGGAAAUGGAAAUUGUGAUUGGAUGACGAGGGAUAAACUAUUUGAUUGCGUGAAUCAAAUAGUGCUCGUUGAGUUAACUGCAUGGAAAUUAACACCAGACAAUGCACGAUUAUUCUGAUAAUUUCUUUUUUAAAACUUUCUGUUACAUUGACAGUUUUUAUGCGAUGGUUACGCUUUUCUGAUUGGACUCUUUCAGGGUGUCUGACAAUGAUUUGAGUUUCAAUCCUGAUGGUUCCGCAGUGAACCCUGGGGCAUUGCAGCGACAUAUUCAGAGUAAUUCUCAGAUGAUGGCCCAAUUACUUCAGGUAGACUCAUGGCUUUAUAACACUUUAUUGUUAAUUAUUGAAGAUUUUUGUUCAGUUGGCCUCCCCACCAUAAGAACUAAACCCCUGGAUAUGUUGCAUUUGUUCCCGUAACCUCAUUACAUUAAGUUACUCAUUUUUUUGCAUUCUCCCCUCAAUUUUGCAAUGUACUGAACCCGUAUACUACUUAGAACAAACUGAUUUUUUUCUGUGAAAAUGCUCUGAAGUUGUUACCCAGUUGGAUAACGGUGGAGUGGUCUAAUUGGGUUGUGGCAGUGAUGAAUACACUUACAGUGCAUAGGAAAUCCGUUUUAUCGUCAAACAUUGUUAUGAUUAUGUAUGAUGAACGAGUGUUGCUACAUCUCCUGGUAUAUGAGUAUGCAGAUAUCGAAGUGACUCAUUCUCGUUUGAAGUUUUUUUGCUCUUGCUAUGUUGAGGCUUUUCCACAUUUCCAAUCAGGAUACGACUACAUCAUCACUGUAGAUGGUGAUGCAAGACCGUGGCUCUAGAUGAAAGUUUUCAAUUACUCUUCAAGGCCGGCAGAAGAAUUUUUUGUUACAGUGAUCUAUUUUCAGGACGAACCUUUAGGAAAAACGGGAUGGAGGUCUUCUUAGCCUAUUCGUGGAGCUAAUUGUAUAUGUAAGAGUUGCAUUUGUGGUAAUGGAAAUAGGAGAAUUGGACUAGGUUCAUAGUAAGGUCAAUCAACAUCAUUAUGAAUGAAUGAACUGCGUACUAGAUGAGACAUUAGAUCUGGGGACUCCAUCUCGAUUGAAAUUUCAGAUGCUAAGGUGGAGAAAUUUACUUUCAUAUAUUGACAUAGCAAAAACUGGGGAUGAUGCUGUACCUUGAAUAUAUAACGAAAUACGGAAUCUUUGAAUCCACAAGGAGCAACUUUCAGAAUCUUUAAAUUCACAAUGAUUGAUAGGUGAUCUUUGAAUCCAUGCACUUGGAGAGAGAAGGAUAUAAAUGAUCUUUCUGAUUCAAAAAAAAAAUCAUCUGCAGUACAUGUUUCUUUAAAUAGGGAAAAAUGUUUGUAGAUUUCCUAAGCAAUAAAUCUACUAAAGAAAUCUCUAAAAACUAUGAUUUACUAGAUAACAAGAAGCACAUACUAACCCUACAAAAAGAAAAUACAUCUCAACUUUAUGGGGCACCUAAAUGACUCCAUUGGGCUCAUCUUCAUUUUAUCCGUUAGGACUUUCUAGGCUGCACGUUUCGGGCCUCUUUCAUUUCUUUUGACUCUGUUUUGCAUCAUAUAUUCCCAUGCCUGAUUGACCAGUUCGUCAUUUGAGUAACUUCAACACUUCCUAGAAUCUGUGUGCAAUGGUUUUUCUUUUUGAAUUUUGUUUUUCGGGGUAGGGGAUGCAUUGACAAGUAGGAGGAAGAAAUGAUUCACCUUUUCUGGGGACGCUCUUGACAGAUCGACAAAACCUCUUCAUAACAGUAAGCAUAAAUUGGCACUUCUUGGCACUUUCGUAGGAAUUAUGGGAUAAGUUGAAAAUCCCAAUAGGUUUUCAUAGAUAAUUGAAAUUAUGGUGACUUAUCCUCUUCCAUAUCACUCUUUGGAUCAUUUUGAAGGAUCACUUAUUAGGAAAUUAAUGGCAGUUAUUUCAGAGUGGAUUACAUGGUUAGGUACAGUCUAUUAUAUGUUUUUCAUAUUUGAUGCAUAUGUGGUACUUUUUACUUUCAAAAGAGGUAUGCAAACCCGUAACAGUAGAUCUCUAAUGUUUGCUGUUUUAGAAAUAUUGUUUUCUUCAUCUUUACGCUCUUUCCUUAGCCAACAUUUUCAUAAUGUUGGCUGCAUUUGUACUGAGUUCAGAAUGACCCAACGCUUGCACAAGUUAUCCUUGGAAAUGAUCUGGACGUCUUGCAAAAUCUUUUGCGAGAGCGUCAUCAACAAAAAUUGGCAUUGCAACGUGAGCAAGAGGAAGAGCUGGUAGGUGGCUUAUUGUGGAAUAGAUAACGUGCUGUUCUUUACAUGCCUUUGGAUGAUGUAGCAUAUUAAUUCAUCUUUAUUUUCUGAGAUACUUUUCUAUCUUUUAUUUUAAUUUAUGCUGGUCAUGUUAUCAUUUUCAGGCUCUAAUGUAUGCAGACCCUCUAAAUGUUGAAACUCAGAAAAAAAUUGAAGCUGCUAUUCGGCAGGUUAGUUUCAUCGUUCUCUUUGGUUUUCAAUUAUGAUUAAUCACUUUACAUGUAGUAGCAUUUUGAAUGAUGUAAUUUUAGGAGAUUUUUCUUUCUUAAUAGAAGACAUCUAUUUUUGCAUCAAUAUCCACAGUGAAUGUUACCCGAAGGAUAGUUUAUUUUAUUUAUACUUUUUUAUAACCUGUUUGAGGUGUACAACUACAGUCUGUGUCGUACUCAAUUUAUUUUUUCUGUUUGAGGUGUACAACAAACUCAUGUGUGUAGCAUGACUACAUUGGAAGAAACUCCCUCCAGUUAAUAUUUGUAUGUGUCUUUAGUUUUUUAGAAGCAAUGCAAAUGUGAUAUUUCUCGAAGUGAAAAUCUUGUAAUAAAAGACUGUUGAAACAUUCAAAGACUAAAAAUUUUGGUGACUACAAGAGCUCGACUUCUCAAAAGAAACGUUGUUGUCAAUGUUUGAGGAUACCUCUCACCUCAGUCCCAGGAAAAAAAUGAGAACGAAAUGAAAUGCAUGAAAACCUGGCUUUCUGAUUAAGGAAAGAUGAAUAUUUCCUAGCCCUCACUAUGCUGAGCUUCACAAGAAUAAAAUAUUGGUGCUAUGGCAAAAUCUCUUUACCGUUUACUAUUUAAUGAUCUAUCUUAUAUGAUGUACCAAGCAAGCUUCUUUGGAGAAUUUGACUAGUUAUCAGUAUUCUUAUAAUGGCUGUUAUCACUAUUCUUCUUUUCCAGAAAGGAAUUGAUGAAAAUUGGGAGGCAGCAUUGGAGCACAAUCCUGAAGCUUUUGCUCGAGUGGUCUGUUUUGUUCAUCCUCUGUUUUAAUAGCCUGGCUGCACCAUAUCUUUAAUUUUAGGUUUCUGCCUCUUCUGUAGGUUAUGCUAUAUGUGGAUAUGGAAGUUAAUGGAGUACCUCUAAAGGUUUCUCUCUCUCUCUCUCUCUCUCUCUCUCUCUCUCGCUGGCUCUAGAAUUUAGAAACAUUGUUGUGUCCAUGUGUUUUUCUUUUUAACAAAUACAGUGGCUACAUAGAUAUGUUAACUGUGGAAAACUUUUAAAACGUUUGAAUUCCAAGUUGAUCAACAACCACAAAGGAGAUUCAUGCCAAAAUAAACUAGCAGGCAAACUUUUUCAUGAUCCUUUGUUUAUCAUACUUAAAAUAAUCAUUUUAUCAUUUCGAUCCUUAGUUAGUUCCAGCUAUGGAUCCAGAAUCCCCCUCUUAGAGUUUGUAAAAGAGGUGGAUUUGACUACCAUAGAAGGCCAAGGGUCUUCAGUAGCUUCCGUCUUGUAUCCAUAAGAACUGAGGAAGUGAUUCGAGUCCUUGGUUCUCAUUGUGCAAUAAAAAGAUCAGGGGCUUCUUAUGCAUACGAAAAUGAGGUCUGAGGAAUGUCUGAAGGUAGAUAUUGGGAAGGUUUGAAAGAGUUUCCACUUGAUUGCUGCGAGUGCAGUUGAUCCAUUCUUCCAAGCAUCUGAUCAAAAGGUGAUAUAGUUCUCACGAUCAAGUCCUUGAGCAGGACAGGCCCAUUCAACUCAUCAUCAGCUGAUAGUGGACUCCAUUUCAACUAUAGAACUUUGAAAUGAUAUAGUUAUCUGUUACUCAUGCCUCAAUUUUAAUGAAUCAGGUAAUCUUUAACUUAAUUCAUCAUCAUCGUUUCUAGCAGAGGGAUUUACUUGUUGGGCUUUAAUCAAAGUCGUGGAGGAUGCCUACCAUCACCAAAAGAAACAAUCAAUGUUUAGGAUAGGAGGUGGUACUCAUGGGGAUGCAUGGAGUUGGUAUGCUGCAGUGAAGAAGGGAUCACUGAUGGAGAUGCAUCCAUAUCAGUUCCAACCUAAAUUGAAGAAGGGAUUACUGAUGGAGCUGCAUCCAUGUCAGUUCCAACCUAAAUUGACCAAGUCCAAAUUAGACGAGUGUUGAUAAAACUCAUUGUAGAAACCAUAAAUUAACUCAAAGGAUUUAAGUGUGCAAUAUGACUAAUGUAAUGUGCACUGAAGAUUAAAACUUGAACUGAUUUAGUUCAUAUGCAUUAUUCAGAUUUUCAGUGAGUUGAUAAUGGUUUGAGAUGGAUAAAGUUACCCGCUUGUGUGAAUUUUAUUUGCAUGUCCUGGCAUCCAUUCAAAUCAGCUUGUAGCAUAUCGAAUGUAUGUUGCUGGAUCUGGGCGUAUGUGCCUUCUGUGUGUUCUCCUGCAGCACGUGUGCCCACCAUACAUGCACCUGCACCUGCUGGCAUGUCAUGCCCACUUCUAAACGUUGCCGGCGUGUCUGCACUACGCCCUCCACAGAACAUGUGCCUGUACGUGCACCUGCGAUGGUGUGCUCACCUAAAUGUUUCCAGAUGGCUUCUUUUAUAUUCGUUUCUUUACUUUUGAAGAAGCCUGAAUGUGCUCAUUGGCUAAUUUAGUUGGAUUUUUCUCAUUCAGAAGAAUAUUUUCAAUAGAUUGGGCUGUGAUGCUACAUCUGUUUCUAAUGUAGGCAUUUGUUGACAGUGGAGCACAGUCGACAAUCAUCUCAAAAAGUUGUGCAGAGCGCUGCGGGUAUGCUCCUACUUUCCUGACAGUGUUGUGCUUAAAAUUUUUUUUUAGCAAUGCUUAUGAUUUAUCCUAUGCGAAAAUUGUCUGUUCUUAAAAGCGAAAGUAAUCAGAACCAUUUCUUGUACUGUAGCAAGUGUAUCAGCAGCUUUUCUGUUUAGUUUUUCUUGUCAGAGUUAUGCUCAAAAUCUGCAGACAGCUAACCUCUUUGUUUAUCUGUCUAGUUGCUUCUUUGGACUGGGAUUUUAUGUGUUUGUUUAAGUGUAAGUGCUGUAUGAAUUCCUCGUUUGACUGAUGGGAGAAGGCUUAUUAAUUUUUGGCGAAACUCCUGUCUUGUAAUUUUUCCUUAGAAAUUGGACACUAACAAGCUGAAUUACCAGUGAGAUGAACCCUGGAGUUUUAUUACACCCGGUUAACAGUAACCAGUGAUGUAAUGUGGUUGACAUUGUAUGGUGAUCACAGUUUUUGAAACGCUGCGACCUUUGAAUUUGAGUUUUCUAGCUCGGUGCACAGCGAAAAUCCUUGGGAAUCAUCGCAAAACGGAUCUCUUACUUCUGACACAAUAGCUCUUAUUUUUAUCUCAAAGAUAAUGGAAAUUAAGUGCAUAACUGAACGAACCAUGUUCUUGUCCAUUUUCUUCGACUUACACUGUUUGCAUUGCUUUUGAAAGUUCUGUUACUUUAAUCAUUGCCCUUGUUGAUAUUUAACCGUUCUACCACUAGUCCUUGCAGAAACUCAUCAAAGUAUCUUUCUAAAUUUUCCUAGACUACUGAGGCUUUUGGACCAGAGAUACAAAGGAAUUGCAGUUGGAGUUGGCCAAUCAGAGAUAUUGGGACGAAUUCAUGUGGCUCCACUUAAGGUAAUACUUUCCGCAGUUCAACUAUAUCCAUCGUCUCUGUAUUUAUGCUGAUACAUAUGUUCCUGGGCAAACAACAUUUUCCAGGCCAUUUUUUUUUGUAGUGUGGAUUAUUACAUAAUUGAACUUGCCAAGUCCUUGUCUAAUACUACUUCUGCCACUUCCCUAUCGAGGUUUACAAACUAGAAAAAUGUUGUUGGUAUCUGAUAUCUCCCCAAGUUGGGUCAGCCAUGCAUACCCGGUCUAGAUGAGAAAGAACAAAGAAGAAAACGUGUAAAGAUCAACUUUUCUUCUUAAGUACUCUCUUGCAGUGGAAAAUGGCACCAGCUCAUAGGUUUGGUGUGAAUCAAAGCCCGGCAUGUUGAAUGCUGAAGUAGAAGCUGCCCAUAUUCAUGUUCAAGCAAUUUUUUGGUUUAAAAGCUUUUCGAAGAGGAUUACAUAGGUUAAAAAUUUGUGUUAGAAAAUUAUAUCUAUCAGGAUUACUCUUUCUAUGAUUUAGUUGUGAGGCAAGCAUGUAACCAUUGGGACGCUGGUAAGGCUGCAGAAAAUUUGAUCUGGACCCUUAUUCUAUCUGUAUACCAUGUUCUGUGGAUGUAAGAAUUCUGGAAGUUAUAACUUGGGAGGAGGGAUGUCCCCAUCGUGCACAGAGUUCUUGGCUGGUGCUGCAGUGCGACUUUACGGUAUUGUAGAUACGUUACUGGAGUUGAUAUUUAGAAUAGAACUAUUGAUAUGAGAUGAUAUAGUGUAUUCAAGCAUACACAAGUCAAUAUAUAUGCUUGUCAUUGCUUUCUGGUCACCGUUUUUAUUAUUCUGAAACUGCCCGUGUCUGAUUGGUAAUAGAGCCAAGAGUGGAAUCUGUCAGUUUUACCCGUCCAUAUCUACCUAUUGUCAUCCCCAUUAAUCAUGAAUGUUGAACUUUCUAGGAUUGUUUUUCCUUUUUUAUAUGUUUCUUUUCCAUUGUAUUUUCGUCCUUUCCUGUCAUUCCCUGUGUUAAGUGGAUCCAUUAGACUGUUAACGGAUCCACUUAAAGACUAAUCUAAUGGGCCUGGCACAUUAACUCAUGUGACCGGUACUUAAGCGGGAAACCAUGAUAAUUGACGUAUUCAAUUUCGGAGUGAGGAAAUCCUGCUCCAAGAAGUGGUGACUGGUUCAUCUUCCUGGAAGAAGAGGAUUGUGAAGAUUGACUCCUUUCAUUCUCCAAGUUGCAUGAAACUCAAUCAAGAUCAAUUGUCAACAAUGACCAAUUCAUGGGAUCUUGCCAUCUGCCGGUGUCCUUAUCUUGGUACUGCUAUGGACUCCCUAUGAAGACUUGGGAAACAUCAUAGGCCAGGUUGUUAGAUUUACACAAUAAGGCAGCAUACUUAACGCUGUAUAAGUCGAAUCCUGGUCGUCUGCUCUCAAGUGACUCUGAUUUCCCCCGUGUCUUUGGCCAGUCAGAUAUAAAUUUCCCAGCCUGGAGUGGGUAUGAUUAACAGUACCCAGACUUUGGUCAUAUCACUGCAAAAUCUAAGGGGAGAUCAUUGACCAAUUUUUUCCCUUUUUAAAUUUGCGAUUGUAGUAAUUAAAGACAAAAAACCUAAUGAUAUGUCUGUAAACUCGGUCACAAAAUGGGGAUCUCAUGUCCGUCGAGAUGGAUAUUACUGUAGGAUUAAUGCCUGUGCGUAUGGAUGUUAAAGUCGAGUGUGUGUGUGUGUGUGUGUGUGUGUGUGUGUGUGUGAAUGUAAAAGAUUGAGAAAAAAUGAAGCAGAGCUCCCUUUAGCUGCUGUACCUCCUUGGAGCCAAGAUGGGCCACUUGCUGGUGGCAGUCCCCACCGUGCUGCUUUCUUCGCUUUAAAGCGUGACCUCUAAAAUAUAGUGCAUGGAUUUUUGUGGUAAUAUUCUGCUUAUCCUCUUUGGCACGCUUGAGGGUGCAAUUGUUCACGUCCUACAUGGAUUUUGUCACUAUCAUGAUCCUCCCAUCUUCUGGGUAUAUUGUUUGAUUCACUGAGAAUAAGAAGAGUUCAUGUUUGGUGACAGCUCCCCAUUGAAAACUAUUCGGCUGUAGCAUUUUUUGAGACGGUAAAGAAAGAUUCAUCCUCUUAUUCUCUUUGACUUUCUAAAAAGUCAAUCGGGCUCUUACUCAUUUCCACUCCUUUUUUUCUUUUUCAAGUAAAAAUUUCAGAUAAAUGAAGAUCAUGUGCUCCUUUUUAUCUUCACUGGUGACAUGAUUUUACUUUUAUUUCAUAUUAUUAUUGGGAACCAUGUAUGAAUGUGUGCUUUUGAUUUUUUAUAGAUUGGAAAUAUUUUCUACACAUGUUCCUUCACCGUACUCGAUGCUUCCAAUGUGGAUUUUCUCUUUGGUCUCGAUAUGCUUCGGAAGCAUCAGGUAAUAACUUCUACGCAGCCUGAGCUCUGGAUAUCUUAUUGCUCUUUCCAGAACAAAACUGAUGUCUCCUUCUGGUGUAGUGUAUAAUCGACCUAAAGGAGAACGUCCUAAGAGUCGGUGGAGGGGAAGUUUCUGUGCCAUUUUUACAAGGUCGUUUCAUUUCCCCAUUCGUAUGUCUAGUUCUGCAUAAAUGCUGGCUUGCCCACACUAAUUCUCGAAUCAACUGGCCGAUUCAUUUUCCAUUUACUCCACCCGCAAAGGGAAUCACAUGAUGUUGGCUGAUUCGCCAUGCAAUCUAUGAAACCUGUUUUUUUUUUUUUUUUUCAACUAUAAAUCCCUUCGAUAACAUAUUUGGUAAACUAUUAUUUUGUAUUGAAAAACGAUUGCUUUCAUGCAUUAUCCUAAAGAGAAGAGUCUUUCCAGAAGUUCACGAUGGAAGUUUAUAUUCUUUUCAGAGAAAGACCUCCCAUCAGAUAUCCGUGAUAAAGAAAGUUAUUCUAAACAAGCUCCCGCCGCCCAAGGAUCAGAUGCUGUGAGCACCUCCAAUCCGUGAAUCUACCAUUCUCUUCUGUUUUGGCUAGUUACUCUGUUUAUUUCUUGGUAUUUUCCCUGCUUUAUGAUCUUGAUUUGUCUGAAUGGCGGGCUGUUCUGCAUCAUCUCAUUUAAUGUGUGGAACUUCAUGAAUUUAAAUUAUAGAAACUUUUUCGUCUCAUAAACAAUGUCAAAUUAAUUUACGCAUCCAGGGAAUAAAAUAAAAGAGGAAGAUUUUCUUUUGAAGAAGAAAAACAUCUUCCCCUGCCACAUGGGUUUAGAGGUAGGUUCAGUCUGGGCUGGUUUUUUUUUGAAAUCACUGUGUUUCACAGACUGUUCUUGAAUCAUAAAAAUGCAUAGAAGUCGAAGGUUUUGGUUUGAUAUCUGUUGGUCCUCCUCCAGAUUAUGGUAGGCUUUAUUCCUAUAUCUUGUUCCUGAGGAGUUGUAUGAUGAUUUUAUUUAUUUAUUUAUUUAUUUUGGAAAAUACAGUCGUAUUUAUUUAUUCCUAUGAAAAUUCAUCAACCUUCCAAACGAUGUAUGAAACUUGGACUUUUAGAUGCAAGAUUUAUUUGUGGUAGCCUCUUGCGAGACUUACCAUGCCCUGUCAUCAUCCCGAAACCGAUGGUCUCUUAUGUUUCCUGAUCAUGCUGGGACAACUCCCCAGAAUGAGAAUCACACUGCUGAUGAUAUUAUUUUCUCUUCCUUUAAUAAUUUCUCUCAUGAAUUUUCAGGGGACAUCUGGAAGCCCGCAUCCAUCGCCUCAGUUCCAGCCUCAAAGUCAACCUUCUGGUCAGCCUUUAUCAUCCUUCUCUCACCUCAUGCUUUCUAAUGACUUGGGGUUGAGGAAAUCUGAGUCACUCUGCAGAACCACUUCACCAGAGCUGCCCCCCCAUGGAAAAAAAUUAAGUGAACCCAUAGAUAGUCAAUUAAUAUUGAACUAAAUUCCGCAUUGGAAAUCAUUAAAAAAAACACCUUAUGAAUGCAUAAAUGGGCAUCGAUAUAAUCUCGAGGUGAAUAGUCAAAGCCAUUUUCCCUCUCUAGGAGGGGGGAUGAAGAUUCUACUUAGUUCCUUGUUCUAGAAUCCGCUCUCUUGACCACUUAAUGAUGACUCAUCCUACUUCUUUUCUAUUUUCUCAGGAAGAUCUUCCAGCUCCCAAUCACUGGUAAAAUUCUCAUCGACAUCAGAUUCCUCGCCUUUCUUAAAUAACUUUUUUUUUUUUUUGGUUGAAAUUGAGAAGAUCUUGAUCUGCCCAUGAGAAUUCAGAUCUCUUUUCUUGUAUGUGGCCCUUAUUAAUGACAUCAUUACAGGAUGAAGGCAAGAUCAGGAAGCUGGUAGAGCUCGGAUUUGGGCGUGAGGCGGUGAUCCAGGCCCUCAAGCUCUUCAACGGCAACGAAGAACAGGCAGCAGGGUUUCUCUUUGGUGGGUGA
Spirodela intermedia is the source of this 11482-nucleotide messenger RNA. The record is from the annotation of a GenBank genome assembly. NCBI's taxonomy places the organism in Eukaryota, Viridiplantae, Streptophyta, Magnoliopsida, Alismatales, Araceae.